Molecule: messenger RNA, 3912 nt
Organism: Gopherus evgoodei (Goodes thornscrub tortoise)
Lineage: Eukaryota; Metazoa; Chordata; Testudines; Testudinidae
Product: hornerin-like
Exons: 34
Coding region: 1-1722 (573 amino acids)
Molecular function (GO): oxidoreductase activity, acting on metal ions
Source: RefSeq, a predicted model, not a curated record
AUGCUACCACACCAUGGAGGUGAACCACAAAAAUCCAUUCCACCAUAUGUUAUUGCUGUAUCUUUUGAUAAAUAUGAUCCAGGAAAUGAAAUCGAAGUAACUCUAGAGGGAACUGCAGAGCAUGGUUUUCAAGGAUUUCAUCUACAGGCUCGAGAACUUGAAGGAGAUACUCCUGUUGGUUCCUUUAAAAUUACAGAUCCAAGCACGCAAGCCCUUGCAUGUCAUAAUGUUUCGAAUUCAGCGGUAAGCCACACAAAUUCAGAGGUGAAGCACAAAGUUACAACAACUUGGAUUGCACCUUCGGACACGAAGAGUAUUCAAUUUAGAGCAACAUUUGUUCAAGAUUCAAAGAACUUCUGGGUUGGAGUUCUCAGCAAAACUGUCACUCCUAGACAUUCUCAGUCAGCCAAUGUCACAGAAAGAAGGAAUAAGAAGAAGGCUUCACGGAUUGUGAUUGAGAUGGAAUGUACCAAGAAAGGAGGAACUUACUCAACUAGUGGUGGAUGUAUUCAGGGUGGAUCCUCUGGUUCCUCUCAGACUAGCUAUUCUGUUGGUCAGGUUGGAGUCAUUUCUCCAGGAGGCAGCCGGGGUGGAUGCGUCCCAGGCACUGAUGGCAUAUACAGCAGAUAUGGCUGUAGAGAUGGUGCUGUCGCAAUUAACACAGGCAUUUCCUAUGGUCAGUCUGUCUCCUCAGGCAGUGGUGUUCAAAAGCCAGUUUCCUAUCCCGACAGCAAACCCUACCCACCUGUGCGUGAAACUUUCCCAUCGAUCUUGGUCAAUUCUGGAUAUGACAGCCGCAUUAUCCAUUCACAAGGUGGACAGAGAGUCAAUCCUUGCGAUCGAAGUUCAUCCUCCUACAACAUCAUUAUCUGUAAACUGAGUCAAUCUUCUACCUCACAGAACAGCAAUACCAAAGGCCAAACUGGAUCAUUGUCCUCACAGAGUUAUGGCAAUAGCCAGCAGGAUCAGUCCACUUUCUCACAGGGCAGCCAAGUAAUCUCACAGGGCAGCCAAGUAAUCUCACAGGGCAGCAAGCAGGGUGGAUUGUCUGUCUCCGGUGUCAGUACGGGUUGUGGAGAGGGUACUUCAUACGACAGCAGUCCCUGCCACCAGACUGGAUCAUUGUCCUCACAGAGUUAUGGCAGUAGCCAGCAGGAUCAGUCCACUUUCUCACAGGGCAGCCAAGUAAUCUCACAGGGCAGCCAAGUAAUCUCACAGGGCAGCAAGCCGGGUGGAUUGUCUGUCUCCGGUGUCAGUACGGGUUGUGGAGAAGGUACUUCAUACGACAGCAGUCCCUGCCACCAGACUGGAUCAUUGUCCUCACAGAGUUAUGGCAGUAGCCAGGGUUCACAAAAUAAUUCAGGCAGCAGUAACCGUGAUUGUGAUCAGAGAUCAUCCAACUGUGCAGGCAACAAGGUUAUUGUUGCCCGGGAUACAUCUCGUGCUCUAAGCAGAAGCAGUUACAAUGGACAGAAUGAGUCCUCUAGCACAAACAGCAGUAGUGCCAAUGUCCAGGGUGGAGCAUUUAUCUCAUUCAACAACACUUCCAACGGCCAGGGAUUACCUUCAGGAGGAAAGCCAUCUGGUGGAGAUGGCUCACAUUCCUCAGAAGACGGCUUCAUAAGCUCUGCUGGGAAACAGUCCAGCCCUAGCCUUUUGCUGCUAUUCAGUGUUUUGAGUGCCUUUGCCACCUCUUCAGUUGUGCCCAAGUGGUUUAUAUGAACAUCUGAAUACGUGACUGGAGACCACGAAAUGUAUUCUGUAAUAAGAUUAAUUUUCUGUAUAAAAUUCUAAUCAAAGUUGAAUAUAUAAUUCGUUGGUUUGUUGUAAUGUCAUUAUGUAUGGUUAAUAUGCCACGCUUUUGAUUAGUUCUACCUUUUUUAGUUUACAGUAUAUGCUGGUUUAUUUUUCAGUAUUUUAGGCAUCAUCUGAAAAGGAGAUAUUGUGUCCUAACUAUAUGAAUUUUUAUUUCUAACUGACGUGAUGAAUACCCUAUUUGAAUCUGAUCUAGUUGUGAAUCCAACCACUCUGAAGAUAUCUGGAACCACAUGGCUAUUAACCCAGGGAAAAAAAUAAUAGCGGAUUUUCAUGUGUGCAAGAUGAAGGCUCUCUCUCAUCAUUACAUAAAAUAAAGCCAAUCCUGUAAUUUUUUAUAAAAAAGCCUCAAUGGAUCAGAAAAGCAGUGUUGGAAUAUUACAUUUAAUCUAUUAUAGUAAUUAAACUAGAGCGAAGUGUAAAUCUUGCAAUGCAGAAAUUUCUUACUGCAGUGAAACUUUUGGAUAUUCCACCUCUUCCAUAAAAAGCCACUGAAGGCAGACAUUCUGAUACUUAGAAUAGAACACAAUGUGUCUAGACCAGUGAUUUUCAACCUUUUUUCAUUUGCAGACCUCUUAAAAAAUUUCAAAUUGGUGGUGUAGACUCUUUUUAAAUCUUAGACAUAGUGUGUGGACCAUGGGUUGAAAACCACAGGUCUAGGCACACUCCACCUAGAUCUUUAGUAGGGAGUAUAGCCCAGAAGAGGCUUUGGAAGGCUAAUAACCUUGGAACCGAUGAAAAACACCAACUCUGGGAAUGUUUGAGAAUUUCUGGCUACUGAAACUGCUAGUAUCUCUGUAUAAGCUCUCUUUCCACAAGUAUUUUGCCUAAACUACGAGACCUGAUUUAUUGUCAAAUUUAAUUUCAAGAAUGAUAUUGAGAUCCAUAAAACCGUAUUACUGUGCAGCAGAUAUAGUCCCAGAGAAACAUAAUCUUUGACUGGCAAGGAUUUCAAGGAAACAGAGUGUCACAUAUAGCAUCUUUUAGCAGUGUUUUCCCUUGGAGAUCUAUUCAGAAGUGUUGCCUUUGAAAGGCUGGAUAUGUAAUCUGAGAAGAUGCAGAUUACUCCCAGAAAAUGCGAAUGCUAGUAGUUUUAAAAUGUAACCUGUUCAUACUCACUUUCAAGCAAUAAAUUCCUAGCAGCAGGUAAAUGGUGUUUAAUAAAUUACAUCUUUAUUGUACAGUAUUGUCUCUAAAAGAUGUGUACAACUGUCAUUGUUCUAAUAGCAUGGUAUGUUUUAAGAUAGGUCAAAUGUUAACCAAGUGCACCUAAAACACUUUUACAAAAAAUCAGUCCAAGACCUAUAGAAGUUGUGUGUAGUCUUAAAGCACUUAAAACUACAUUCACACUGUAAACCUCCUGGGGUAAGUACAUGGAUGAAAUCCUGUCCCCAUUGAAAUUGAUGGGAAUUUUGCCAUUGACUUCAAUAAGGCCAGGAUUUCAUUCAUUGCUGUUUUUUCCCCUGUGUUCUGUACAGAGCACACUGUCAACACUCCAUAAAGUCUUAAUAUUCUCAACUCAAAUCCUGAAGUCAUUACUCAUGCAAAAUGAGUUUUGCUUGAAUAAGAACUCCCAGAUUUGACCCAUAGUGCAUAUCUUUAAGAGAUUAAUAUAUAUAAUAAAAUAGUUACCUAAAAUAGAAUAUGCUGUGUAGUGUUCAUUUGCAUAUCUUAAUUGAAGCAGUGCAAUAUCUAUCAUUGGGUCCAUACAAUGUCUUGCCAUUUAUCAUUUUUCAGAGGUAUAAAAAAAUUAGUUUUUAAAUGGUUUUUGGUAUAAUAUGUGUGUGCAGUUUUACGUGAGUUUCAUAACACACCAUAACUAUGUGUGGGCAACUGAAAAUGCAAGGAUUGUAGGUGUAAAUAAUGUGGACCUGAGAAUUAUGAGUUUGGGUGAAGUGAUGUUUGAGAGAAAAAUACCACCAUUUUUGGUUACUGGGGAAAAAAAAAACUUGUAAAGUAUUCACUGUAUGUCUUUGUCUCUAAAUCAAUAGCAGGAACAAAGGUAACAUGGGAUAGUUGGCGUGAAUCUUUACAGGGAAUUAAUAAGAGAAAAAGAGAGGCUUUAUAUGUAAUAUUGUUUUCCUUAUUCUAAUAAAA